AGGUUUUUGUACAAAAUGAAGUAAAAAAUUACUUAAAGACUGUAAAAAAUUAAUUACCAUUUUACGCUAUGCUAUCGUAACUUUCUCAGUUUCUGAAUUAUUCAUAUUUCCUUAUUACUAAAUUAACUUCAGGUUUUUCCGUACAGAUGUUGUAAUCUAUUGUCCUUUUUAUGACGAUGGAAACCAUCUCCAUCUUAUGUACGGUUAUAAAGGUCUAUGGGAAGUCAGAUAAGUCACUCGGAAAGAAAUUGUUAUUCAAGAUGGAUUAUUGCUUAUUAAUUUUGAUAAUGUGUCUCGCUCUACCGUUCCCACAGACAACAUCAAAACCUAUAACCAUCUACACAUCUGAACCUAUUAAAUUAGAACAAAUUACUAAAAAAGAACCAGAACAUAAGACUGAGUCUCCCAUACACGCCUUCAUCCAAGCCUUCAUGACCGCGAAACCGGAAGAGAAGAAAAAACCGGAAACGCCCGCGCCGACUGUACUGCCUUACUACAUGUUAUACCCAUACUACGGUUUGCUGGCAAUGCGACCAGCGCCGGUAGAACCAUCUCCUCCACCUUUCUUCUAUAGAUUUAGAAUGCUUUAUAAUUUAUUCGGUUAAUAUUUAUAAUGAAUGUUGUUGUUCGAUUUUUAUUUAUUUUUUAAUACUUUAAGAAACUCUAAAGUGAACUGUAAAAUGUAGAAACGUAUAGUAAAACUUAUUUAAUGAAUAAAUCAAAUCGUUACUUAUUUAA
This is a messenger RNA of Papilio polytes (common Mormon), 738 nucleotides long. RefSeq lists its product as uncharacterized. Lineage: Eukaryota; Metazoa; Arthropoda; Insecta; Lepidoptera; Papilionidae. The coding region runs from base 171 to 605 and encodes 144 amino acids. The transcript is spliced from 2 exons. The record is from RefSeq and is a predicted model, not a curated record.